Molecule: messenger RNA, 4436 nt
Organism: Phycodurus eques (leafy seadragon)
Lineage: Eukaryota; Metazoa; Chordata; Actinopteri; Syngnathiformes; Syngnathidae
Gene: nrg2a
Product: neuregulin 2a
Exons: 11
Coding region: 16-2160 (714 amino acids)
Biological process (GO): nervous system development; intracellular signal transduction; animal organ development
Molecular function (GO): signaling receptor binding
Source: RefSeq, a predicted model, not a curated record
GCCACAGCAGGCGGCAUGAGGCUUGAGUCGCUCGCAUCUCUAUCCAUGCUGCUCAUCGGGGUCUCAUUCGCCUGCUAUCCCCCGACUUCGGAUUCCCUGCAGGACCGGGCGUACAGGUCGGCCGUGGUGAUCGAGGGCAAGGUGCAGUCCACGCCGGGGAACGCCUCCGCCGAGCCUCCGUCGCAGCCCGGCGUGCACGUCAAAGUGCUGGACGUGUGGCCCCUUCACAGUGGGGGACUGGAGCCCGAGCAGCUCGUCACCGUGCUGGGGGAGUUCGGGUCGGAGGCUCCGUGCGCCGACGUGCAGAAGAACCGCAAGUACAUCUUUUUCAUGGAGCCCACGGAAGCGCCGCUGGUCUAUAAGGCUUCAUUUGCGCCCCUGGACACGAGCGGGAAGAGUCUCAAGAAGGAUGUUGGCAAGAUUUUGUGUGAGGACUGCGCUUCAGCUCCAAAGUUAAAACCAAUGAAGAAUCCAUCAAUAGUGGACGAAGGAAGCAAGCUCACAGUCAAGUGCGAGGCCACGGGGAACCCUCUGCCGACCUACCGAUGGUUCAAAGAUGGCAACGAGCUGAAGAAAAGCAAAAAAAUUCGAAUAAAGAACAGCCAGAAAAACUCCAGACUCCAGAUCAGCAGAGCGAAACUGGAGGAUUCUGGGAAAUAUACUUGUGUGGUGGAGAACCUGCUGGGAAAGGACAACUCCACUGGCACUAUAAACGUCCAAAGCAUAACCACAACGCUAUCUCCAGGCUCAGGCCACGCCAGAAGAUGCAAUGACACAGAGAAGGCCUUCUGUGUGAAUGGCGGUGACUGUUACUUCAUACAUGGUAUAAACCGGCUUUCCUGCAAGUGUCCAAAUGACUUUACUGGUGAUCGGUGUCAAACCUACGUUAUGGCACGUUUCUACCAUCAUCUUGGGAUUGAAUUUAUGGAGGCAGAAGAACUCUACCAGAAGAGAGUCCUGACAAUCACGGGUAUUUGUGUGGCUCUGUUGGUGGUGGGCAUCGUUUGUGUGGUUGCUUACUGUAAAACCAAGAAACAAAGAAAGAAGAUGCACAAUCAUCUGAGGCAGAACAUGUGUCCAGAACACCCCAAUCGGAACCUAGCUAACGGACCCAAUCACCCAGGACCAGGACCAGAGGAAAUCCCCAUGGUAGAUUACAUAUCAAAGAACGUCCCAGCAACUGAACGAGUCAUACGGCCUGCAACAGAAGGAUCGUUCCCUGCCAGCCACACCUCUUCCAGAUCUCAUAAUUCUUCCACACGCGCCCAUUCAUCAACUCACAGACCCGAGGAGCGGACGUGGAGCCUGGAACAUUCGGACAGUAUCCUCUCUGACUCACCCGGUAUGAUGUCAUCAUCGGUGGGAACCAGUAAAUGCAGCAGCCCCGCAUGCAUGGAGGCACGAGCCCGGCGGGCUGCACACUGUGCUUACAAUGACCCCCAUCGGCCGACCCUCCAAUAUGGGGACUCCUUUGACUCCCUAGGAGACUCUCCACACAGCGACAGAUAUUUGUCAGCUCUAACGACACCAGCCCGCCUCUCGCCAGUGGAUUUCCAUUACUCAUUCCCCCCGCAGGUGCCUACCUUCCAGAUCACCUCGCCCAACGCCAGCCAAGCCAUGUCCCUCCCUCCCGCUGUUCACAACCCGUACCCACUGGAAGACAACCAGCCUCUGCUGCGCCACUACCAAGUGCCCCUCCACGACACCCAGUGCCAGGAGGCCUAUCGGCAGCAACGGCGCACUUAUCCCAACGACAGCAGGGGCAGCCUGCCCUCAACCCCCUACCGCCUGGCGGACGACGAAGACUAUGAGACCACCCAGGAGUAUCUCUCUUCGAGGGAGCAACCAAAGAGAAGUGGGUCCAGCGCACCCGAUAGCCGGCGUUGGAGGAGAUCCAGACUGAACGGCCACGUGGCCCCGCGUGGAUACGAGGCAUCCCGGGACUACGGCUCCCGGAGCUGCCUUACAGGAAGCGAGUCAGAGGAGGACGGCGAGAGUACGCCUUUCCUCAGUAUGCAGAACAUGAAAGCUGAGCCCUCCACCAUCUACAGGCCGGUGGACAGUCGGACUCCUCACUCGUCGGGGCGGCACAGUGGGCGUGGGAACAUGCAAACAAGACUUACACACUCCUGCUCCAAACCAGACACUACACCCCAUUAGAAAAUGACCAUGAACCAACAAAAAGUCAAUAUAGUAUAGACCUGCAUCUAUAAGAAAUAUUUUUAUUUUAUAUAACUGACAGAUAUUCUAAACAAAUGAAAUAUUUAUUUUCAUUUUAGCAAAAGUUGUCUACUAGUUAACAGCAAAGACUUUUUUAUAGGGAAAACUCUAUUUAUAUGUACAUUUUGAUUUACAGCAUAAAAAGAUGUGCCAGUUUUUUCACAACGUAAAAAAGAAAAAAAAUAGAGUAAUAUUGUGGUGCCUUUUGCUGUUUGCCGAUGCCAGAGGGCCAGUGGAGGUUUUUGUAGCCUUUCUUAUACGGAUGCCUCAUUUUUUUAUACACAUUAAUAUUUUAUUUUAUUUUAUUUUUUCCCCCCAUCUCUGGUUGAACGUUUCCUUUCUUGUAUCCUUUUAGGAGUCGCACUCCACUGGAACCCCCUUUUCAUAUCAUGCAAUAUAAACCAGUUUCAUCACAAAGUGUAUGUUUACAUCAAUGUAACUCACCUGUAGAGUUUAUUAUUUGGGAUCAAUUAGAAUGAAUACCAUAUAGAUCAUUUUUGCCACCUGAUUUGGAUGUGUGUGUGUGUGUGUGUGUGUGUCUGUGUGUGUGUGUGUGCGCACGCAUGUCACUGCUUCCAUGUAUUGUUAGCGUUGCAAUGGUUGUUGAUGUAAUGGCAUCGCCCUACGGAUUUGCCAGUGCGCAUCAGAAAUACACAGAACCCCUGCUUUAUCACAACUGUGUGCCCAUCCCUCCACAUCACCCCCUGACCCCACCCCCAUCCCCAUCCCCUCGCACCAGUGAGUAGGCGCAGGUGAAGCUGCGGUAGGUUGUGUUAAGUUAUGCAGGUCAUUGCUUGAUGUGUUUACAGCUAUUCUUUACCCCCGUCCCAGCCUGCCCCAUUAAGCCCACCCCCCAACCAUCCACCCUCCCACCUUUUCUGCAGGCUCCCCUCAUUUUAGCCCUUUAUGAGCCUCAGAAAUACUGAGCCGCUUGGCACAGGGUGACCCCUGCCAUUAGAGGUGGCGGGCAAAACAAAAACAUUACAUCUGUUUUCACUCAACUUUUAACUCCCCUCCUCUUUAAAAUCCCAUACUUCAUCAUCCUUCUGUGUCCAUUCUUGUUUUUGUGGUCUCUGUUAGUGGCCACACAGUGUCUCAGGAUUUCCGAAUUGCCUCCCCAGCCCCAAAUCCCUCACCCAGUUAAGUCUGUUUCGGACCUUCAUGCACUCAUAACCUACACAUCCACACAGUCAAGUAGGAGGAAAACAAACUAGACAACACGAGUGGAAUAGAUGUGAAAGGGAUCAUUCGAUGCAAAAUAUGCAAACUUUCCGUUUUGCUGUUUGAUUACAUCAUUUUCUAAGAGGUGACCAUGCAGUGUGUGCGUGAUGCCUGUAGUGUAGAAUGAAACAACACAAUAUACAGUCAAUGCAUAUUUAACACAGUUAUUUUUCUUCAUUAAAAAAGCCAUCUAUCGAGUUUCUUGUGCACAUACUUAUUUUAUCACUCGGUUUAGAGAGCUUCACUCUUACAGGCAGACUUCCAGUAAUGUCAAGUAGCAUCCAAAUAGUGUCUCCUCCGAUAGUACUGUGUACCUACCGCUUUGUCUUAUUGACAGAUUUUGUCUUCUCAAAUUCAGCCUGAUGCAAGGAAUCAAAAACAUUAAAGCCCACAGAAAACUUUGAAAAUCUAAGAGGAAAGCUGAAGUGUUCACUGUUGAUAUGUUGCUAUUAAGAAUUAAAAAGAGAUGAUAACGAUUGCGCUGCACUUCUAAUUGCUACGUGGCAAUUGCACAGUGGUCUUUUUCAUGGGGAAUGGUCUUUGGUCACAUGUCACUUGCAGGUAAAUUCCCUAUCCCUUCCCCCAAAAACUCAUCUAAUUUAAUUUCUGUGAUCCCCCUAACUCUGGCAAAACUCACCAUGUUGAGGUCCUAUCAGGCAUGCUCUGCUAUAGAGUCCUCUCUUUUCAUUUUAAGACCUACUUCCACCUAACCUCGCACUCCCCCCAGCUUGAAACUCCCUUUCCUCUGCAUGUCCUUGUGGUCAAGGUUAGAUGGGUGCAUGGUUUUAAAAAAAAGGUGAAAAACAAAAAGAAAAGCAGCCGACAAUUCUAUUCCAGUCAGUGAAAGUGUAUGUUAUUUAACAUUCAGCAAUAAAUAUGAAGCUCCCACCCCUUGCCCCCCACAUGUCAAGCCUGGAAUAUGCUAGAAAUAAAAGAAACAAUGCGAGAUUGUCAUAGAUUGUAAAAUAAAAUGAAAAAUGAUUCCACCUGUUCAU